Molecule: messenger RNA, 5113 nt
Organism: Drosophila simulans
Lineage: Eukaryota; Metazoa; Arthropoda; Insecta; Diptera; Drosophilidae
Product: phospholipase A1 member A
Exons: 4
Coding region: 598-1707 (369 amino acids)
Biological process (GO): lipid metabolic process
Molecular function (GO): lipase activity
Source: RefSeq, a predicted model, not a curated record
CAAUAUAUCAUACAUUCUUUUAUGAAACCGUUGGAAAUACUUUCAGCCGCAUUAAAAUACCAAAAAAGCUUUUCACGCAACCGAGCUUUUUCUCACCAGUGCCAGUCCGAACUUUUGGGCAGCCCCAAAAACGAAAGACUUGGGACACGAACUCGGCAAGUCAGUGGCUCGACGGAGCGCAAUCGAAUCGCACGUGUACGCGAACUUCGGGCGGUGAAAGCCAAGAUCGAUUGGUGGCCAAUCUCUUUGGAAUACCGCGCGUGCCCGCAGUUGUAAAAGAAGUGUGGUAAAACACAAAACUGAAUCAAUUUCUGCGCAGAGGCAGCCGGAAUUAUGCCUCGCCAGCUUUGCCGUCGUCUUGCUGUGCAUUGAAAUCGAAAUCGAGUCCAAUGACCAGCUCUCGAGCUGGUGCCCAAGCAAGAGUUUCGCACUUUGAGACAGUUGAGUCGCCGGUCAACGAGCAGGCCUUGACCCAAAGCCCAGAAGAGUUCAGAGAUUCCGCCAGAUACAACCCAGUUAUAUAACAGCACUUGCAACUGCAAUUGAAAUUAAAAGUAGCGUGAAUUUGCAAAACAUAAAAGCCGAAAAAGGAAAAGCAUGUGGUUACAGUGCGCGAGGAAACCAAUACGUGCAGACUUUUGGCUGCAGCUGCUCUGCGUGAGUUUUACACUCUUUCGCCUGGAAUUCGCCGCGGCCCAAAAUGCGGGAGUGGUGGCAGCUGCCGUGGCGGCUGGACAAAACCAAACGCAGGUCUAUGUGACGGAUUCUUGCCUGCAAAAGCCGUACCGCUGUCCUCAUCCGAAGAUCCAGUUCUAUCUGUACACGAGACGCACCCAGGAGCAGCCGGAGUUCAUAGAUGUCCUGGAUCCGAACGCCCUGUACUACACCCACUUCAAUCCACGCCAUCCCACCAAGAUCAUUAUCCAUGGCUUCGGGGGCGGCAGGACCCUGAGUCCCAGUCCGGAUCUGCGGGAGGCCUACUUCAGUGUGGGCGAGUACAACAUCAUCAUAGUGGACUACGCGGAUGCCGUUAAGGAACCCUGUCUGAGUCAGAUGGACUGGGCUCCCCGGUUCGGCAGCCUGUGCAUCUCCCAGCUGGUCAAAUACCUCGCCCGACAUCCUCGUGGCGUCCAGCCAGACGACCUGCACUUCAUUGGCUACAGUGUGGGUGCCCACAUCGCCGGCCUGGUGGCCAACUAUUUGAAGCCGGAGGAGGGCAAGCUGGGCAGGAUCACCGCCCUGGAUCCCACGAUAUUCUUCUAUGCCGGGGCCAACAACUCCAGGGAUCUGGAUACGACGGAUGCCCAUUUUGUGGAUGUCCUGCACACCGGAGCUGGAAUCCUGGGCCAGUGGCACUCCAGUGGUCAUGCGGACUUCUAUGUGAACGGAGGCACGCGGCAACCAGCUUGUGUGGGUUCGGCAACCUUGUUUCAAACGUUGGCUUGUGAUCACACAAAAGUCACGCCGUACUUUAUUGAAUCCAUCACGACAACUCGGGGAUUUUAUGCGGGUCCUUGUCCCAACUUGUUCUCCUACCUUAUUGGUUGGUGUGAGCCCAAGGACUCGGAGUAUGUCCUUAUGGGCGAACACUGCUCUCACAAAGCUCGAGGGAAUUAUUAUGUGACCACCAAUGCCAAGGCGCCGUUUGCUCGCGGAUUUCCGGGCAAAGGACGAUCGAAUGGGGAGUACCAGGGAGUACGGAGAUAAUGCAAAAUUGUAUAAUGAAUUUUUGGAAAAAUGCCUCGAUUAAUGCAUCUUCUACACCGUAGCACUCAUGUGAUUUUAGCUUGUUUCCUAAUCGAUACCUAUUUAUUUCAUAUUUUUGUUAUUAGUUCUAAAUGCAGCCAUUUUUUCGUUGGGACUUGUACAAAUAAAUAGUUAAGUUUUAUGCUGAAUAAAAAACUAACUUGUUUGGCAUAAUUUUAACAUGUUCGUUUUAUUGAAUUCCAAAUACAUUUCAUUAGGCUUAAUUUUGUUGUGGUUUAAUGACCUUCAUUAUGGUAUUCAUAUGGUAAUCUCAUGCAAGGACUUUAUAUCAUAACUUCUGGUAACGAAAUUCAAGUGUUAUUGGUGAAGACUGGCAGAUUUAUUCUGUUUUUAAAUUAUUAGGGGUUUAACUCUCCUUUAUUCGGUUAUGUUUUUUUUAAUAUUCGUUUUGGUUUCUUUAAUGAGCAUACACUGAAAUAUAUAAGUUUUAUUUAAAUUUGGUUUAACUACCAUACAAAUUAUACAACAAGGGCGGGUGUUGCCAGAAAAGGGAUCUCCGAUUGCGUUUAAUAUUCAUAAUUUUGAUUCAAUAUUUUAUAUCGUGUAUACAGAACUCUCAGUGAACACAAAAAAUAUUUUGUUACUAAUUAUAUACACGGUUUAAGUAUAGCGGUAAUAUCAUUCUACAUCUUUUAAAUAUUCAGAAGAUUCUGUGGAGGCGAUUCCGCAGCCCCUUUGUCAUUUGAUUAAUGAUUAGAAGAUAGUUAUGAUUUAUUUUAAUAGCAUAUAUCUGGUAUUGUGCGCCUAUAUUUCUGUAUGAAAGUUAAUGCAUAUCCUUCACGCCUUCAAUUCAUCUCCAUGCACAACAUAUAUGUUUGGCUAGUAGUUAAAAUACCCUAGAUGCGACCUGUUCUUCUGUGACUGAUUAUAGCCAAAACUGAUGGUUUAACACUAUUAAAGUUGCGCUCGUUUAGGUUUUAGUUAUGCUUCGGUUCGACUUGGCUUUAUGUACACUUAAAUUACUCACAAAAGCAUUUAAUGAUGGCAUUCAACUACGAGAUACGCUUUAUUUACAAACUGUUAUGUCAAGUGAUUUUCAUUACUUUUUUUUUUGUAUCUUAGCAAGCAAAAGUUUAACCGUGGCUUUCUGGUUAACAUAUUUAUGUUAUUAUUGUCCACACAGCCCCGAGAGCUUGAGUAUCUCUCAUCAACUAAAAAAGGGAAAUCAAAUCGAAAUCUCUAUUGUUAUGGCCUCCAGAUUAAAAGAGCCAUACUCAAUUGAAGAAUCGGUUUUAUAUACAGAAUGGAUGUUACACUAACCUAAUAUUACACAUACGCCCAGGUGGCCAACAUUUUUAAUUGCCUGCGCGAGCAUUCGUUUAAAAAUUUGAGCCUAAAAUCGAAUCAUAAUGGUAAGUAAAUAAAAAUGAUAGGUCAAUGGAAAUGUUUUAACUAUUAACUAGGCUUACUUCACUAGGUAUUGUCGCUUACACAAGCAGUAUUGUUGUCUUCAAUUGGAACUGUGAUCCAAGAACAUUUAAAAUUGUAAUAUAUAAUAGCUAUUUGUAAGAGGCUAUACGAGUAUCUGUGUGAUUAUUUAUUCGCUGCGCUGUACAAAUUACGGUAUUAGAAUUGACUCUUUUAGUUAGAAAAUGUUCACGUUUUUAAUACAUAGUGAUUUAAAUGUGAAUAAUUUAAAUUACCUUUAUAUAGCUAUUUAUAAUAUUGGUGGCUAGCUUAAUACGAUCGGGUAAUAUACAGACGACUAGAAAUAAUUUGUGUAAAUUUGCAUAUUCAAUGGUACAGUGCGAAAGUAAGUGCGUCUAAAUAUGUAUUUGCGGCAGUAAUUGAAAACCCAACUAAACACUAAUUAAAAUGUAACAACUUUAAAUUAACAAGUGGUGCUUUGAACUAAUGAACAACGAAAUAAUUAACAGUGCAUUUUGUAAGUUAAAUUGGUGCUUUGAAAUCAAAGUUGUGCAUAAUAACGUUAACGAAAAAGUUUAAGUUACGUUAAAUAAUUUAUUUACACUCUACUAGAUAUUUCGAAAUUGGUUAAAUUUAUUACUUUAGAGAGAUUUAAUACUUCUUAUACAGUAAUCAUUUUACUUGUACUUAGGCUUACAAAAUUAUGAAUGUUUAUAAGAAGAAGUAAAUAAAAAUCGAAGUAAGCAGAUUGCUUCAAAAUGAACUGAUUGCGUCGUUAGUAUAAAUUAAUUUGUAGAAUAGUAUUUAGAAGUAACCUAACCCUCUGAAAACAUUUAUUUUAAGUAUUCCUUUAGCUUAAUAUUAUUUAAAUGUAGUGAGCAUAUGAAGACCAAGUCUGAGGUUAUAUGCGCCUACGGCUAUCUACUUAAGUAUUAUUUUUAGUACCUACAUCAUGCCUUGCUCAUGUUAGUUAAACACAAAAGCAUACGGUGCAUUAAUAUCAAUGAAUUAAAUAAUAUCAACAAACAUAAACAGUAAUUAGUUAACAGAGUAUUCUUAUGACUUUUGAUUAGCUAGUUCUUUUAUGGUUAUCAUUCGUGCCGAACAUCAACAAUUGCUUGGGUUUGAUUAAAAUGUUCUCUUUACACAGAAGAUAAUAUCAUCAACGGUAAUAAAACUUGCAGUUCGCAGUUCAACAACAAUCUUUGGCUAUAUAUGUAUAUACGAUUAUACCGAUAUAAAUAUAAUUAUCAUAGGCUUUGUGUGGAUUAUGUGAUUUAUGAUAUACACAAGUGUUGAGUAUAUAUUUCCAGUUCUUUCCCUAUCUUGUGUUGCAGUUUCGAUUUCGGAGCUUGUAAAUAGAAAUUCGCGUAAGCGAGACCCUAAUAGUAUAUACUAUGUAUGCUUUAUAGAUCGAUUAGGCCAGUUUGGGUCUAUGUGGGCUAAUGGUAUUGGUAGUGGUUAUCGGUAUUGCUGUGUAUGCAUAUGUAGUUUCUCUGUUAGGUACAUAGUUUCAUUGUGUUAGUGUGGCAUGUGGAAUCCCCUUAUUCGCUGACAAAUUCGUUACUCUUUAGUUAUAUAUUUAUAUGCUUCUGGAAAGUCCUGGGAUCCCUCCAUCGCUGGAACUCAACAAAUAGAGAGAGAAUGGGGGAAAACUUUAACGGCACACCGAGAACAAACAAUAAACGUCAAACGAUUUCCGACUACAACUAAAAGCUAUGAUAUAUAUCAGUGACCUAUGGCGAACCCAUUACUGCUGCUGGUAUCCCUGCGGAUCGUAGGACGGCAUUUGUCCUUGCGUGUAGCCAUACUGCCCAGGAUUGGUAACAUCCCCGUAGGUCGGUGGGGCAUCCUCCUCCGCAAUGGGCGGAGCACCACUGGCCACGGCGAAGGGGUUGUUGGCCACGUGACCUGUGGCACCGUAGCUAAUAGCAUUCGACUGCUGCAUUUGGCUCUGCUCAGUGUACUCCGGGGCACC